Molecule: messenger RNA, 1292 nt
Organism: Drosophila serrata
Lineage: Eukaryota; Metazoa; Arthropoda; Insecta; Diptera; Drosophilidae
Gene: HDAC11
Product: Histone deacetylase 11
Biological process (GO): epigenetic regulation of gene expression
Cellular component (GO): histone deacetylase complex
Molecular function (GO): histone deacetylase activity
Source: RefSeq, a predicted model, not a curated record
GAAUUGCAUUUUCGUGCUGCGUAGGAGGUUCAACUGGUGUCGAACGGAUGUAAUCCACUCGUCAUUUAGGCCUUAAUUGGGGAAAACAUGAAGCGCCUGACGGAGCGUGUGCAUCACGAGGAGGUUGCAGAGUCCGAGGAGGUGGUUUGGGUGAAGCGGGAUGACGCCCGCUCCGAUAGCAAGCUGCCCAUCGUCUACUCCAGGGAGUAUGCAGUGCGGUUCGCUGGCCUUGAACGCCUGCACCCCUUUGAUGCGGCCAAGGGCAAGCACAUACAGCAGUUCCUGUGCGCCGAGCUCCAGCUGGACGACGGUAGCUUCUACGAGCCCAAGGAGCUGAGCAAGGACCAGCUCCGCCGCAUACACACUAGGGACUAUCUGAAAUCGCUCAAAUGGAGCAUGAAUGUGGCCUGCAUUGCCGAGGUUCCGAUCAUGGCCUUCGUUCCCAAUCGCUACAUCCAGCGGGCCUAUCUCCGACCGAUGCGUUUUCAGGCGGCCGGUUCAAUUCUCGCCGGCAAGUUGGCCCUAGACUACGGAUGGGCCAUCAACCUCGGCGGCGGAUUUCAUCACUGCUGCUCGACCAGAGGUGGCGGAUUCUGUCCUUAUGCAGAUAUCUCUCUCCUCAUCGUCCGGCUGUUCGAACAAGAACCAUUCCGGGUGCGCCGCAUCAUGAUUGUUGACCUGGACGCUCAUCAGGGCAACGGGCACGAGCGUGACUUUUGCAACGUGGCCGCCGUCUACAUUCUGGACAUGUACAACGCGUUCGUCUAUCCGCGGGACCAUGUAGCCAAGGAGAGCAUUCGCUGUGCGGUGGAGUUGCGCAACCACACAGAGGAUGCUUACUACCUGAGACAGCUGCGACGCUGUUUAAUGCAGUCAUUGGGCGAGUUCCGUCCGGAUGUUGUCGUCUAUAAUGCGGGCACCGAUGUGCUCAAGGGAGAUCCUCUUGGUAACUUGGCCAUCUCGGCGGAGGGGGUCAUGGAGCGGGAUAGGUUGGUAUUUAGCAAGUUCCGGGCGUUGCGAAUACCAGUGGUCAUGCUACUUAGUGGCGGCUAUUUGAAACAAUCCGCAGGCGUUAUAGCCGACUCCAUUGUCAAUUUGCGUCAACAGGGUUUGUUAACCUAAAUUUUUGAGCCGGAUUUUGUAUUGUACCAAAGUAGUACAAAGCUUCGAAUUACUGGAGUAAAGAUGGACUUGUGUAACCGACAGCUGUGAAUGGAAAACUGUACGCAUAUAUGGCAGUGAAAUACAUGGUUUACACCUUAUCAAAAUUUAUUAAACAUAUAUAUGUAUAA